GAAGGAGCCCCACAAAUCUGGAAUACAAGCUGCCAUGUCGACGCCCCUGCGGACUGCUACCUAUGUCAAGGUGAAGGACUUGGUCCCUGGCACACACGGCCACAACCUCGUUGCACGCGUGCUCUCGGCGGAGAUCAUCUCCGAGAAGGUCCAGGCCGAUGGCACGACGUCGCGGAUAGCAGAAGUUCUCAUCGGUGACGAAACCGGCACAAUCAUAGUGUCGGCGUGGAAUGAGCAAAUCGACCUCUUCAUUGUCGGGCGCAACGUGGUCGUGCGCAAUGCGGACGUUGGCGUCCACCGCGGCUUUGCACGGCUCCGUGUCUCCAAGUGGGGCAAGCUGGCUUCGCAUCCCGACGGCAUUAAGUCGACGCCCAAGGUGCCGGGCAAAGUGCUCACGGAAAACAACAUGUCGGCGAUUGAGUACGAGCUCGUGGCUGUCGAGGACGCAGAAUGAGCAAACAGCGGCGACUUGCCGCAAUCAACUCGAGUUUAAGCGAUCGUUGUGUGCGUCGUGGUCCAUUUGUCCAAGACAAGACGAUUGAAUUUGAAGUGCUCUUGCCGCCGACUAAGCUAUUAUAGUGGAAAUCAUCUUUUGAAGCGUCUGACUUGACCUCCA
Molecule: messenger RNA, 616 nt
Organism: Saprolegnia diclina VS20
Lineage: Eukaryota; Oomycota; Saprolegniomycetes; Saprolegniales; Saprolegniaceae
Exons: 3
Coding region: 35-454 (139 amino acids)
Source: RefSeq, a predicted model, not a curated record